AAACAAACCCUAGAGAAAAAGGCCUUUUCUCACCUCUUGCGCAUCUAACAACAGUUGCAGACAAACAGAACGGCGAGCUGCGGUAAGAACUCAGAACCAGAAACUAUAAUAAUUAAAAGGUGAGUCAAACAUGGCUUAUUCAGCGAUGAAGCCUGCGAAAGCCGGUUUAGAGGAGUCCCUCGAGCAAAUUCAUAAGAUCAGGAUCACUCUCUCUUCAAAGAACGUCAAGAACCUCGAGAAAGUGUGCACUGAUUUGGUCCGUGGAGCUAAAGACAAGGCACUCAGAGUUAAGGGACCAGUGAGAAUGCCAACCAAGGUUCUUAAAAUCACCACCAGAAAGGCACCUUGUGGUGAAGGAACCAAUACGUGGGACAGAUUUGAACUUAGGGUUCACAAGCGGGUGAUAGAUCUCUUCAGCUCUCCUGACGUGGUUAAGCAAAUCACCUCUAUCACCAUUGAACCCGGUGUCGAGGUUGAGGUCACUAUUGCCGACUCUUAGACAAACUCUUGUUUAUGUUUCCAAAACCGCUUCUUUCGUUCGUUUUUGGUCUUACAUUUUUUGUUUCUGGAUACUGCAAACCUUAGUUCUCGGAUUUUUGUAGUUUUGUCGAUCCUGUUUUCUUUCAUCUAUUAAGAGACCUUAAUGAGCCUUCAUACA
Molecule: messenger RNA, 658 nt
Organism: Eutrema salsugineum
Lineage: Eukaryota; Viridiplantae; Streptophyta; Magnoliopsida; Brassicales; Brassicaceae
Product: 40S ribosomal protein S20-1
Exons: 4
Coding region: 131-499 (122 amino acids)
Biological process (GO): translation
Cellular component (GO): cytosolic small ribosomal subunit; ribosome
Molecular function (GO): structural constituent of ribosome
Source: RefSeq, a predicted model, not a curated record